This is a messenger RNA of Plasmodium inui San Antonio 1, 1176 nucleotides long. RefSeq lists its product as hypothetical. The coding region runs from base 1 to 1176 and encodes 391 amino acids. The transcript has a single exon. Gene Ontology annotation, molecular function: protein binding. The record is from RefSeq and is a predicted model, not a curated record. NCBI's taxonomy places the organism in Eukaryota, Apicomplexa, Aconoidasida, Haemosporida, Plasmodiidae.
AUGAAGCCGCUCAUCUGCGCACACAAAGGGCGCGUCUACAACGAAAUUACCAAGCAGACAAAGUUUGCCAAAAAUAAAGACACCCUGCAGAAGACCAAAUACCUGGACAUCUCCUCCAUCUCCGUCAUUAUCGAUUGGCUAAACAGUCUCCAAUUAAGUAAAAGAAAUAUAAAUGAGCAAAACAUUUACGAAGAGCUACAGAAUGGGCACUUAAUUUUAAGGCUAAUUCAGCUUUACAAUCCCCAGGUGGAAAUUAAAGGCAUAUUUCCAAAAGCGAGGAAAAAAAAAUGUGCAAUCCAGAAUUUGGAAAAAGCGUUGUCAAUCAUUUAUGGAAACAACCCAUAUUACUACUCCAUGGUUUCUUCGCUAGAUAUAUAUGAACAGAAAAAAAAAAAAAUUCAUAUAUUGUUAAUACAGCUUUUUAGCAAAUUCGAGUUCGCCAUUUUGACAAGAAUAGCAGCUCCUCUGUUAAGCUGGUACAACCAGACACUUAAGAAAUUUCAGGUGCCCCUGCAUAGGGAGACACUGAGCAACCCCUUUGACGUCACCCCGAGGGGACAUUACAAGGAGAAGGUACAUAUCAAAGGGGAUGACUCCCCAAAUGGGGAGGAACACAAAUCGGGGGAGACCAAAUGGAAGGACUGCAUAUUGAAGAGCUUCGCAACGUAUGUCCUAUUUAAAGAUAAAGCGGAAGAAGAAGAAGAAGACAAGUCCAUCCCUCACAUUGUUAACGAUUUUUCUGAUUGCAUAAAAAUCUUUCUCAUAUUUUACAGAUAUGGUUACAUAACCCAAGAACAACUCAGACAGGCAAACAUAUUGGACAUACGAAAUAAAUACUUCUUUCUGCAGAAUUUGCUCAAAAAGUUGAACAUUCCAAUUGUUUUACAAAAUCAAUAUUUUAAUAAUCCCUGCGAAGUUGCAAUUCUUUUGCAGCUAAAAUUUAUUCAGUUCUUCAUUCGUAAUGAGGGGUAUGAAAAAGCUAUUGAUUUGGAUGGGGAACAUUUUUCUUUUUCUGACCUGUUCAGGCGAAAUGUGAUGCAAACUAGCGAAAAAAAAAAAAAAAAAAAAAAAAAAAGUUGUACACGGGGGGUAACCUCAGUGACUCGUGAAACGGUGGUUGCACCCUCAUGGGGGGCCAUAACGAAAUCUCGAAAAAGACCGCAGCAAAUGAGUUGA